Mangifera indica (mango) is the source of this 2549-nucleotide messenger RNA. RefSeq names its product polyadenylate-binding protein 2-like. NCBI's taxonomy places the organism in Eukaryota, Viridiplantae, Streptophyta, Magnoliopsida, Sapindales, Anacardiaceae. Bases 424 to 2337 code for a protein of 637 amino acids. Gene Ontology annotation, molecular function: RNA binding. The record is from RefSeq and is a predicted model, not a curated record. Gene Ontology annotation, cellular component: ribonucleoprotein complex. The transcript is spliced from 9 exons.
GUAAUUUUCGGUGCAGUUUAGCUGCUCUCUUUAAGAAACAUUAAAAGGCUCUCUUACAAAGUCUUACUAGCUUCACACUCUCUCACGCGCCGCCACCCCCUACCGGCGGCAACCAUCUAUUCAUCUCCCUUUCACUUCCCUCUCCUCUUCUAUCUAUCUAUCUAUCUAUCUAUCUAUCUAUCUAUCUAUCAUAUUUAAAAAAAAAAAAACAAAAACAAAAAAGCAAGACACUGUAACUGAACAGAAAUUCUUUGGGGUUUUGUGUUGAGUGGUGCUGUGUUUCUCUUUGGUUCUAUCUCUUGUUUGUCUAUGUUGUUUAGGGCUGGGUUUUCUGUUGAAGAAUAACAAGAGGAGAGGGAAGAGAAAAUUAAAAAAAAAAAAGAAAAACUAGGGUAUUAGUUUUCGUUGUUUUUGUUUUAGGAGAUGGCUCAGGUGCAAGCUCAGCCGGCUGUCCAGGGGCAGAACGUGAAUGGCGGGGCCAAUCAAUUCGUGACGACGUCGCUUUAUGUGGGCGAUCUGGAGGUGAACGUCACGGAUGCGCAGCUCUACGAUCUGUUUAUCCAGAUCGGUCAGGUGGUUUCAGUUCGGGUUUGUCGGGACUUGUCAACCCGGCGAUCACUUGGUUAUGGUUACGUUAAUUACAGCAAUCCACAGGAUGCUGCAAGGGCAUUGGAUAUGCUGAACUUCACUCUUGUGAAUGGAAAGCCCAUUAGGAUUAUGUACUCUCAUCGUGACCCAACUCUUCGCAAAAGUGGGGCAGGGAAUAUAUUUAUCAAGAAUCUGGAUAAGGCUAUUGAUCACAAGGCAUUACAUGAAACAUUUUCUGCAUUUGGGAGCAUCCUCUCUUGCAAGGUGGCAACAGAUUUGAAUGGUCAGUCAAAAGGCUAUGGCUUUGUACAAUUUGAAAAAGAGGAGUCUGCCCAAAAAGCUAUAGAGAAGCUGAAUGGUAUGCUAUUGAAUGAUAAGCAAGUUUAUGUGGGGCCAUUCCUCCGCAAACAGGAGAGAGAAACUGAAAUCAACAAGAAUAAAUUCAACAAUGUUUAUGUAAAGAAUCUCUCAGAAGCAACAACUGAAGAAGAUUUGCAGAAAACUUUUGGUGAAUUUGGCACAAUCACUAGUGUUGUGGUGAUGAGGGACGCAGAUGGCAAAUCAAAGUGCUUUGGUUUUGUCAAUUUUGAGAAUGCUGAUGAUGCUGCAAAUGCUGUCGAGACCCUAAAUGGAAAGAAAGUUGAUGAUAAGGAAUGGUAUGUUGGAAAAGCCCAGAGGAAAUCUGAAAGGGAACUUGAACUAAAAAAUCGAUUUGAGCAGAACAUGAAGGAAGUAGCAGAUAAAUUUCAGGGUGCAAACUUGUACAUCAAAAAUUUAGAUGAUAGCAUUGAUGAUGAUAAGCUUAAGCAGUUAUUCUCUCAAUUUGGUUCCAUCACAUCAUGCAAGGUAAUGCGAGACCCUAAUGGAAUUAGUAGAGGAUCAGGAUUUGUUGCAUACUCCACUCCUGAAGAGGCAUCUAGAGCUCUCCUGGAAAUGAAUGGAAAAAUGGUUGUUAGCAAGCCGCUGUAUGUUGCACUUGCCCAGCGUAAGGAAGAUAGAAGAGCCAGGCUGCAGGCUCAGUUUUCUCAAAUGAGGCCAGUUGCAAUGGCACCUUCUGUUGCUCCUCGCAUGCCAAUUUACCCUCCUGGUGGUCCUGGUCUUGGGCAACAGCUAUUCUACGGUCAAGCUCCACCUGCCAUGAUUCCUCCUCAGCCUGGAUUUGGUUAUCAGCAGCAACUUGUUCCUGGUAUGAGGCCUGGUGGAGCCCCAAUGCAGAACUUCUAUGUUCCAGUGGUUCCACCAGGGCAACAGGGUCAGCGACCUAGUAACAGACGGGCAGGAGCCAUUCAGCAAACCCAACAACAUGUUCCUGUAAUGCAGCCACAGAUGCUUCUUCCUAGGGGACGUGUUUACCGCUACCCACCUGGCCGUGGACUGCCUGAUGUUCCCAUGCCUAGUGUUGGGGGCAUGCUAUCUGUUCCAUAUGACAUGGGUGGUAUGCCUUUGCGCGAUGCAGCAAUUUCUCAGCCGGUUCCGAUUGGGGCUUUGGCUUCUGCCCUUGCAAAUGCUUCUCCAGAGCAGCAGAGGACAAUGCUGGGGGAGAAUCUUUACCCACUUGUGGAACAGCUGGAGCCCGACGCACCAGCUAAGGUUACGGGAAUGCUCUUGGAGAUGGACCAGACGGAGGUUCUGCACUUGCUUGAGUCACCUGAAGCUCUGAAAGCAAAGGUGGCCGAGGCGAUGGAGGUUUUAAGGAAUGUUCAGGGCAACACAGCUGAUCAUCUAGCCUCGCUGUCAUUGACUGAUUAACUUGGUUUCCUAAGCUGGUUUUGAAAAAACAUUUUAUGUAUUUUGGCUUGGAGAUAGUCAAGACCUACAAAAGCAAACGAUUUGAUAGACUAGGCACCACUACGUACCCGUAUGUUGGCCUUAUUGUUUUGAACUGAUUGGAGAGUUUCAGGAUCAGAUUUGAGGGUUGUGACUGUUGAUGGUUUAUGUUUGAUGUCUGAUUUUGCAUUUAA